AUGUCAAACGAAAGCGACGUAAAGAAGAGACGUGUGGAAAACGGCACCAAGAAAGCCAACAAUCACUCCAAAAUCUACCAACCUUUCAGAGCCAUCGGCUAUGUCACCAAUGAGAUUCCCUAUGUUAUCAACAAUCAUGGACAAGAAUAUUUUUUGACAUCUUGUGUUGGAAGCAGCUUUCAGACCUACAAUCUCGGCAAAAUGAACUUGUUGUUUGUCAGCACACCUACACCAAAGCCUAUAAGCGCAAUGGCCACUCACAAAAAGCUGAUUUAUGCUGCAACCGGUAAUUGUGUCAUUGGAUACAAGCGAGGCAAAGAAAUCACUCGAGUUGGAGGACAAGGCGACUUUAACAUCACACAGAUCCUGGUUUUGGGUGCCUAUAUUGCUGCACUUUGCGAUGACAAUACGCUCAAAUUAUGGGAUACUACUACAGGAGAUCUUUACACCGAAAUUGAGUUUGGAGAGGAAUUCACAGCUACCAACAUGCUCCACCCUUCAACUUACCUCAACAAAGUCCUGGUUUCCAGCACUCAGGGCACAAUGCAGAUUUGGAACAUUAGAACUAACAAGAUGGUGUACCAAUUCGCAUAUUUGGGAUCUGCUGUCACCUGUUUAGCUCAAUCGCCUGUUGUGGAUGUAGUUGCUAUUGGUUUGUUGGAUGGUACAACCAUUCUGUACAAUAUCAAGGCAGAUGAGAAGAUUGACAGUGUGCGCCAAGAUGACCGAGUUACUGCCAUCACUUUUAGAACAGAUGAUGAGCAAUUUAUGGCAACUGGUAACAUGCAUGGUGAUGUUGCUUUGUGGGAUCUUUCCGAACGUAGAUUGGCUCAUAUUAUGAAGAAUGCUCAUGAUGGAUAUAUUACAUCUUUAACAUUUUUGCACAACCAGCCUGUAUUGGUUACUGGUGCAACUGACAAUUCAAUCAAGCAAUGGAUCUUUGAAAAGCACAAUUCUGUACCUCAUCCUUUCAAAUCUCGCAGCGGACAUCAUGCACCUCCCUCCAAACUUAAAUACUAUGGCGAAGGACUCAAGACCAUUUUGAGUGCUGGUCGGGAUCAUUCGCUCCGAUCAUUCAGUACUGUCCGAGAUGCACAAAACUUUGAAUUUUCACAAGGGCAUCUUGCUAGAAAGGCCAACAAGCGCGGCAUCAGUAUGGACGACUUGAAGCUACCCCAAAUCAUUGAUUUUGAUGUCAAUGAUGCUAAGGUAAAGGAUUGGGACAAUAUCAUCACUUGCCAUGGCAACGAUAAUGCCUGUCGCACAUGGUCAUCGAAAACAAAGAAACUGGGAGCCCACACUAUGAUCAGCACAGACAAAACAGCAGUGAAAGCAACCUGUAUCUCGUCUUGCGGUAAUUUCGGCUACUUAGGCUGUGCGUCUGGUGUAGUGGACAUGUUCAAUAUGCAAUCUGGACAAUACCGCAAGACAUUUAGUGGACACAAAAAGCCUAUUACAGGUCUAACAACAGAUACCAUUCACCGUUACUUGAUCACAGCAUCAGUUGAUAAAACAAUUAAAAUUUGGGAGAUCAAAACCGCAAAAGUUGUGUACACGAUUGAUCUCGAAUCACCCAUUGUAUCUAUCCGCUAUCACACAGAGAACGAUUUAUUAGCUGUUGUGUGUGAUGAUUUAGGCAUCCGAGUCAUUGAUCUGGAAACAAAGAAGGUGGUCAGAGAGUUCUGGGGCCAUAGAAACCGUAUCACAGAUUUUACAUUCAGUCCUGACAGUCGUUGGAUCGUAUCUGCUUCCUUGGACGGCACUGUCCGCACCUGGGAUCUGCCUACUGGCGCCAUGAUUGAUAUUUUCAAGGUGGAAGACAUUGUCACUUGUUUGGCCUUCUCUCCUGAUGCAGAUUUUUUGGCUACUGGUCAUGUGGAUAACGUCGGUAUCUUCCUUUGGGCUAACCGUACUCAAUAUGCCAAUGUGUCUCUACGUAGUAUCCCCGAUGACUAUGAGGUGAAGCUCCUUUCAUUGCCUUCCUUGACUGGCAGCGAAGAUGAUGAGGCUGCUCAAGAGUCAGAGGAGGACUCUGACAUUGAAGAAAUUGUCGCGGAAAAGACAGUGGAUCAACUCACAGAUAAGAUGAUUACCUUAUCAAUGGAACCUCGAUCGAAAUGGCAAAAUCUGUUGCAUUUGGAUACAAUUAAAAUGCGUAACAAGCCCAAAGAAGCACCUAAAUUACCGGAAAAAGCACCAUUUUUCUUACCAACAUUACCUGGAGCAAAGGGACAAUUCAACCUUGAAACCGCCAUUACCAAAAAUGAAGAGAAUCCUGAUUCCAAAAGAAUCAACUUUUCUCAAUUAGACACAGACACUGAAUACGCCAAAUUAUUAAGAGCAGGACACGAGGCUGAUGGUCAAUUUAAUUCCUUUGUGGAAUAUGCCAAAUCUCUCAGUCCCUCUGCCAUUGAUGUUGAAAUCAGAUCAUUCAAUAUUGAUGGAGAACUCUUGCUCUUGAACUACUACUUAGAAGCCAUCUUGUACAUGUUGACCACAAGAAAGAAUUUCGAAUUAGCACAGGCAUGGCUCUCUGUGUUUUUAAAUAUUCAUGGUGAUUUAAUUGUGGCAAACCCCAUCAACCCAAUCCAUGAAAAACUAGAAUCCAUCUUGAAUAUGCAAAGCAGUGAAUUUGGUAGAUUAUCAGAGCAAAUACACUACAGUCUGUGCUUGAUCGAUUUUGCCCGUAGAACAUAA
Messenger RNA from Mucor velutinosus, 2697 nucleotides. Its product is annotated as Omp85 domain-containing protein. Gene Ontology annotation, molecular function: protein binding. Gene Ontology annotation, cellular component: Pwp2p-containing subcomplex of 90S preribosome; small-subunit processome. The transcript has 8 exons. The coding region runs from base 1 to 2697 and encodes 898 amino acids. NCBI's taxonomy places the organism in Eukaryota, Fungi, Mucoromycota, Mucoromycetes, Mucorales, Mucoraceae. Gene Ontology annotation, biological process: rRNA processing. The record is from RefSeq and is a predicted model, not a curated record.